AUGAAUCUGACUGACUACGAGAAACUUAAUCUAUCCAAACAAGAGUUGAAAUAUGUCUACAGCCAGAUCGCCAGCAAAACGACAUCCAAACUCGAUCUCCAUCUCCCGACUUCCAAUAACGAUCCCCUCAAAAUCAAAGUCGCCAGUGUGCUAGAGGAGUUUCUAUUGGGAGCUUUUGACAUGGCCAAAUCCGGAUUUGUUGUGGAUGGGAACGAUAUGGGCACUUCCAAAACGGCUAUGUCUGACAUUCUUUCGCUCAAAGCUCGUGAAACCGUAGAACCAUUCGAUUUAGAAACAAAUGCCCGUCUUCGCGACAUCUUGUUGAAGGUGGAACAGGAAACCAUCGAAGUGACUACACUCCGUCGUGAGCUUCCAGCAAGGGCUAAGCAAAUGUACUUGGAAUUGGUAUCCAAUACAGACAAAGAAGUUUCUGCCAUACUUGAAGACCUUGAAAAAGCUGCGCACACAGAAGAAGAAGCUAGUACAGCAGAACUAGAGCGAAUAUUACCCCAUAUAGACGAGUUUGUCAAGGACUACGAAUCACAUAUCCAUAUUCUCAACGAGCUCAAGAGGGCCAUACCGUCCAGAAAGGCGGAGUUGGAUAGUCUUACUGAAACCAUAGAUUUUUUGGAAAAGGCAUACUCACAACAGCAAAAGGAACUUAUAUGA
This is a messenger RNA of Scheffersomyces stipitis CBS 6054, 669 nucleotides long. RefSeq names its product MIND complex subunit. Bases 1 to 669 code for a protein of 222 amino acids. Gene Ontology annotation, biological process: mitotic sister chromatid segregation. Lineage: Eukaryota; Fungi; Ascomycota; Pichiomycetes; Serinales; Debaryomycetaceae. The record is from RefSeq and is a predicted model, not a curated record. Gene Ontology annotation, cellular component: MIS12/MIND type complex; kinetochore. The transcript has a single exon.